ACAUACGCGCGGCUCAGCUGUGUCCUCUUGUCGACCGGUUGGUUGGCGAUAAGAUAAAGGAGAGCACACAGUAGAGCUCGGCAACACCAUGGCGCCGGCAGCGGCAGCGCUAGCUGCUCCCAUCGCGUCCAUCGCCCACAGCUCCGCCGGGAGGGCCACCGCGGCCGCGGCCGCUCUCGCCGCCGCCAGCCUCCGCUCGGCCAGGACGAGCGGCUCACCUCUUCUAGCUCAGCUCGGCGGCGGUGCUAUCGCCUCUUUUCUUGGGUUCCGUUCCUUGCCUCGUGGCGUCCACGCCAUGCCUAACCUUCGUCGCUGCUCUUCGCAAGGCGCAGCAGUUGUACCACGGUCGAACCAGAUGCUCAGAUCAGCGCGGCAGCAGAGGCGUUUGGUGCCCAGAGCCAGCAGCUCAGAUGAACCCAAAUCCACCACCGAAGAGAAGACACCAUUUGGGUACACGAGGAAGGACGUGCUGCUCAUCGGCGUCGGCGUGACGCUCCUCGGCUACGGCCUCAAAUACGGCCUAGAGCUCGUCGGAGUCGAUCCCUUGCAAGCGGGAAACGCCGUGCAGCUGAUCAUCGUGCUCGGGAUGACGGUGGGGUGGAUCUCGACGUACAUGUUCCGGGUGGCCAACAAGGACAUGACCUACGCCCAGCAGCUCAGGGACUACGAGAAGCAAGUCAUGGAGAAACGAUUGGAGAGCUUGUCAGAAGCUGACCUGCAGGUUCUGCUCGAGCAGGUAGAGGAAGAGAAGCAGAGCCUGACUCCAGUGAGGGAUCAGGGUGUUACCUUCACCAGGAAAACGGAGGACCAGACGAAUGCUAGCUAGAACCCCUUGAUUCUGUAAUUAGCUAGCUCUUCUGCACUGCUAGAUAGCUAAGAAACUAGCGGUGGAUGUGGAUCGCACAAUGUUGCGCGAUUCGAAUGACCCGCUAAUGUCUCCCGUGUUUAUGAAUUAUUUCGAACUAAAAAUAGUUGGUGAUCCUAAUCAUCCAGACGAGA
Messenger RNA from Oryza brachyantha (malo sina), 999 nucleotides. RefSeq lists its product as uncharacterized. The coding region runs from base 89 to 826 and encodes 245 amino acids. Lineage: Eukaryota; Viridiplantae; Streptophyta; Magnoliopsida; Poales; Poaceae. The transcript is spliced from 4 exons. The record is from RefSeq and is a predicted model, not a curated record.